Molecule: messenger RNA, 1629 nt
Organism: Adineta steineri
Lineage: Eukaryota; Metazoa; Rotifera; Eurotatoria; Adinetida; Adinetidae
Source: the annotation of a GenBank genome assembly
AUGUCGAAUCCAACUCCUUUAUCAUCAUCAUCAUCAUUGGAUCUUAUCACUAUACUUAAUGGAACAACAAUAGCAACAUCAACAUCUAUUGCUCCAAUGCCAAUGAUUAAACUCUUACCAGUUGCACUUGUUCUUUCAACUAUUGUUAUUUUAUGUAUUUGUGGUAAUAUUCUUGUUAUAUUAUCUGUAUUUACAUUUCGACCAUUACGUACUGUACAAAAUUUUUUUAUUGUUUCACUUGCUUUUUCGGAUAUGCUGGUUGCUAUUACCGUUAUGCCAUUUCAUAUUGUUACACAUAUACUUGAUCGAUGGAUAUUUGGACGAAUAUUUUGUCAAAUUUUUGUCACUUGCGAUGUUCUGUUAUGUACUUCAUCAAUAUUAAAUCUUUGUGCUAUAGCACUUGAUCGUUAUUGGGCAAUAAGUGAUCCUAUACAAUAUGCACGUCAACGUACAGUACGACGUGUUCUUUUUAUGAUUGCUCUUGUUUGGAUAUUAUCUGCAACGAUAUCAAUUCCGCCAAUAAUUGCAACUAUUUUUGGUUCUGAUGACUUAAGCAAUUUUAAUGAAUUACAAUGUGAAUUAUCAAACAAUAAAGUUUAUGUUAUUUAUUCAGCAUGUGGGUCAUUCUAUAUUCCAGCAAUAAUUAUGACUGUUGUUUAUGCACAUGUUUUUAUUGAAACAAGAAAACGUUUCCGGGAACGAGCGAAAGCUGCACAAAAAUUAGCAAAUGCAACUCGUGUACAUAAAAGUCUUCCAAUGAAUAGUUGUAUUAUGGAUCAAUUUCAACGUAAUUUACAGAAAAGUUUAACAUCAUCAUCAAAUACACAUCGAAAUUCAUCAUUAAAAACUUCAGCAUCAAAUGGAAGUGGUGUCGACAAUUUCAGUAGUGAUGGUGGUGACGAAGUGACAUGUUUAAAACAAGAAUACACAAAAACAGGUUCAUCUUCAAGUACUAGUCAUAAUAACACAGCUAAUAAUAAUAAUUAUAUUCACUGUCAAAGAUCGGACGUAGAUAAUUCACAGAAUUCACUUAUAUUAAAUAGUGAUGACAAUAAAAAGUUCUCAAUAUCUUGUGAUGGAUCACCAACAAGUGCUGAUAUAUCUAUUCCAGUACCUAAUUCAUGUACUGUUCGUGAAUGUAAAACUGAAAAUGGAUCUUUUAAUCAACAACAAAAUGUAUCUGUUCAAACAACAGAAUUAGUACCUAAAACAAAAUGUUUUCCUAUAAAACGUUCAUCGAAAGAAAAAGAACAUAAUCGUAAAAUGUUAUUUAAAGGAAAAAGUUUAGCAUCAUUAAUGCAUGAAAGACAAAAAAUAUCUUUAACACGUGAACGUCGUUUAUCACGUACACUUGGAAUAAUUAUAAGUGUAUUUCUAUUAUGUUGGUUACCAUUUUUUCUUGUUUAUAUUCUAUCAGCUUUUAUUAAAGUAUCACAAUAUAUUGCAGAACCAAUACCAACAUUAAUACUUUGGCUUGGUUAUAUUAAUAGUGCUGUUAAUCCGUUAAUUUAUACAGUAUUUAAUGUUGAAUUUCGUACGGCAUUUAAACGUUUAUUAUUUCCACGUAUAAUGAAUAAAAAUUCGAGUCGAAAUUGUACGACAAGACAAAGUAGAACAGUAACAUUUUAG